Pongo pygmaeus (Bornean orangutan) is the source of this 4011-nucleotide messenger RNA. RefSeq names its product phosphoinositide-3-kinase regulatory subunit 2 (gene PIK3R2). Gene Ontology annotation, molecular function: protein binding; 1-phosphatidylinositol-3-kinase regulator activity. The transcript is spliced from 16 exons. The record is from RefSeq and is a predicted model, not a curated record. Gene Ontology annotation, cellular component: phosphatidylinositol 3-kinase complex. Bases 565 to 2748 code for a protein of 727 amino acids. NCBI's taxonomy places the organism in Eukaryota, Metazoa, Chordata, Mammalia, Primates, Hominidae. Gene Ontology annotation, biological process: insulin receptor signaling pathway; phosphatidylinositol phosphate biosynthetic process.
GGGGCGGGCCAGACCGCUCGGAACCGUGGCGGCGGCGGAGGCGGGGAUCCCGCGGCUGCGGCGACGGUGGCCGCGGUGGAGCCACGGGGCGGGCUCGGCUUGGUGUGACGGCGGCUGCGGCGGCGGUGGCGGCCGCGACCAGGUCGGCGUCCUCGGCUGGCCGAGCAUGGUGGCAGCCUGCACCCUUGGCUCCUCGUCUGGUGCAGCCAGCAGAGCCGCCAGCCUUGGGCGCCCAUGGCCCUCCGUGUGAGGGCGUGAGCGGCCUGCCCCAGCCUCACCUGCUGAUGGAGGACUCAAUGGCCCAGUGACCUGACACCACGCUACCAACUCCCUCCCACCAGUUGACGAAUGGUGGACCCAGCGACGAGUGGCCCUUGUAAGGGUCAUGGAAUAAUUUGAAGCGAGGCAUGAGCGGCCCCCGUGGUCGCCUGUGACUGCUGGAGAUAGAGGUCCCAGCACCCCAAGCCAACCCAGCGGACCCUCCCAGCCCUGCUCCAGCCAAUGGGGCCAGUGGGGCUCCAAGCAGCCACCUAACCAUCCAGACCCCACCCCACCCACGUGGCCAUGGCGGGCCCUGAGGGCUUCCAGUACCGCGCUCUGUACCCGUUCCGCCGGGAGCGGCCGGAGGACCUGGAGCUGCUGCCCGGCGACGUGCUGGUAGUGAGCCGGGCGGCCUUGCAGGCACUGGGCGUGGCCGAGGGUGGCGAGCGCUGCCCACAGAGCGUGGGCUGGAUGCCCGGCCUCAAUGAGCGCACACGGCAGCGAGGUGACUUCCCUGGCACCUACGUGGAGUUCCUAGGGCCCGUGGCCCUGGCCCGGCCCGGCCCUCGCCCACGGGGCCCCCGCCCACUGCCCGCCAGGCCCCGUGAUGGGGCCCCUGAGCCAGGCCUCACACUCCCCGACUUGCCUGAGCAGUUCUCCCCACCUGAUGUGGCUCCCCCUCUUCUGGUGAAGCUUGUGGAGGCCAUUGAAAGGACAGGGCUGGACAGCGAAUCUCACUACCGCCCGGAGCUGCCCGCACCGCGUACAGACUGGUCCCUGAGCGACGUGGAUCAGUGGGACGCGGCAGCCCUGGCUGACGGCAUUAAGAGCUUCCUGCUGGCACUGCCCGCGCCGCUCGUGACCCCCGAGGCCUCGGCCGAGGCGCGCCGGGCCCUGCGGGAGGCCGCGGGACCCGUGGGGCCGGCGCUGGAGCCACCGACGCUGCCGCUGCACCGCGCGCUCACGCUGCGCUUCCUGCUCCAGCACCUGGGCCGCGUGGCCCGCCGCGCCCCGGCCCUGGGUCCCGCGGUCCGGGCCCUGGGCGCCACCUUUGGGCCGCUGCUGCUGCGCGCGCCGCCGCCGUCCUCGCCGCCGCCAGGGGGCGCUCCCGACGGGAGUGAGCCCAGCCCUGACUUCCCGGCGCUGCUGGUGGAGAAGCUGCUUCAGGAGCACUUGGAAGAGCAGGAGGUUGCACCCCCAGCGCUGCCGCCUAAACCCCCCAAGGCAAAGCCGGCCCCUACAGGCCUGGCCAAUGGAGGGAGCCCACCCUCCCUGCAGGAUGCUGAGUGGUACUGGGGGGACAUUUCAAGGGAGGAGGUGAACGAGAAACUCCGGGACACUCCUGAUGGCACCUUCCUAGUCCGAGAUGCUUCUAGCAAGAUCCAGGGCGAGUACACGCUGACCCUCAGGAAAGGCGGGAACAAUAAGCUGAUCAAGGUCUUCCACCGAGAUGGGCACUAUGGCUUCUCAGAGCCACUCACCUUCUGCUCCGUUGUGGACCUCAUCAAUCACUACCGCCACGAGUCGCUGGCCCAGUACAACGCCAAGCUGGACACACGGCUCCUCUACCCUGUGUCCAAAUACCAGCAGGACCAGAUUGUCAAGGAGGACAGCGUGGAGGCGGUGGGCGCCCAGCUUAAGGUCUAUCACCAGCAGUACCAGGACAAGAGCCGCGAGUAUGACCAGCUCUAUGAAGAGUACACACGAACCUCCCAGGAGCUGCAGAUGAAGCGUACCGCAAUUGAGGCCUUCAAUGAGACUAUCAAGAUCUUUGAAGAGCAGGGCCAGACUCAAGAGAAGUGCAGCAAGGAAUACCUGGAGCGCUUCCGGCGUGAGGGCAACGAGAAAGAGAUGCAGAGGAUCCUGCUGAACUCCGAGCGGCUCAAGUCCCGCAUUGCCGAGAUCCAUGAGAGCCGCACGAAGCUGGAGCAGCAGCUGCGGGCCCAGGCCUCGGACAACCGGGAGAUCGACAAGCGCAUGAACAGCCUCAAGCCGGACCUCAUGCAGCUGCGCAAGAUCCGAGACCAGUACCUCGUGUGGCUCACCCAGAAAGGCGCCCGGCAGAAGAAAAUCAACGAGUGGCUGGGGAUUAAAAAUGAGACUGAGGACCAGUACGCACUGAUGGAGGACGAGGACGAUCUCCCGCACCACGAGGAACGCACUUGGUACGUGGGCAAGAUCAACCGCACGCAGGCAGAGGAGAUGCUGAGCGGCAAGCGGGAUGGCACCUUCCUCAUCCGCGAGAGCAGCCAGCGGGGCUGCUACGCCUGCUCCGUGGUAGUGGACGGCGACACCAAGCACUGCGUCAUCUACCGCACGGCCACCGGCUUCGGCUUCGCGGAGCCCUACAACCUGUAUGGGUCGCUGAAGGAGCUGGUGCUGCACUACCAGCACGCCUCGCUCGUGCAGCACAACGACGCACUCACCGUCACCCUGGCGCACCCAGUGCGCGCCCCGGGCCCCGGCCCGCCGCCUGCCGCCCGCUGAACGCCGAGGACCCGCCCCAAGCAGAGCCGCCCCUGGGCCCGUCUGCACCGGAGGCUGUGGCAGCGGGAGCCACGGACCAGACCAGCCACAUCCAGGGGUCCUCAUUUCUCCGGCUCUGGCUCUUGUUUGGGGUUCUCUCACCCUCUUUCUCUUUCCUUCUCUCCUUCCCUCCUCUCCUUCCCUCCCCCAUUCUCCAGAUCUCCCUCUGUCUCCUUUUCUCUCUCUGUCUUUCUUGGCCCCUGUCUCUCUCCAUGUUGGGGGUCCUGCCUCCCCCACCCCAUAUCUCCAUGUCCCCCGGGCAUUGCCCUCUCCAUGGCUCUGGUCACCCUGACCCUCUGCCCUGCCCACCGCAGGUCCCCCGGGGUCCCGGAAGCCCCUUCUGGCUGCACCUGCCAUGUUUACAGAGGGCCCCUGGGCUGCGCGGCCCCAGCCUGGGCACCCUGAUUUUUAAGCCAUAGACCUGGGGUCAGGGCAGGAAGGAACUACACUCCGCUGCUUCCGAGAACCUCGGCCGUGACAUUCGGGGCCGGGCGGGACCCGCCCCACAGACUCCAACUUCCUCUCCAAACCCCGAAGUGAAACCCGCCACCGGGUUACCCCCACCAUGGCGCCGCUGCGAGAAGUUCACCCACCCCCGAAAAAAUAAUUAAACUCGCAGGCCAGGCACGGUGGCUCACGCCUAUAAUCCCAGCACUUUGGGAGGCCAAGACGGGCGGAUCUUUUGAGGUCAGGAGUUGGAGGCCAGCCUGGCCAAAAUGGCGAAACCCCAUAUCUACUAAAAUACAAAAAUUAGCCGGGCGUGGUGGCGGCCGCCUGUAAUCCUAGCUACUUGGGAGGCUGAGGCGCGAGAAUCUCUUGAACCCGGGAGAUGGAGGUUGCAGUGAGCAGAGAUCGUGCCACUGCACUCCAGCCUGGGCAACAGAGGGAGACUCCUCCGUCUCAAAAAAAUAAAUAAAUAAACUCGUGAGCUGGCCCCAACCCCUCCUAGGAAUCACAGCUUCCCGUACUGGUGCCGCCGCAGUGGCCAAGUUGCGACACUGCCCACGGCCCCUCCCUCUGAUGCAGAUUCAGGGCUUCUCUUCGAUCAUGUUGGGUUUUGAUUCUGUUUUUCCUUGACUGCAAAACCCUCUUUCCUCUCCUCUUUUGGGACAAGAGCCCUGGUUUUCUACGCUGCCCUUGGCCACCACACUGCCUGCCCCACGAGCUGGGAGGCAGGUUUUGUACGGUACGUUGUUAUUGAUAUGAUAUAAAACAUCAAACGUC